Molecule: messenger RNA, 2349 nt
Organism: Penicillium taxi
Lineage: Eukaryota; Fungi; Ascomycota; Eurotiomycetes; Eurotiales; Aspergillaceae
Exons: 6
Coding region: 1-2349 (782 amino acids)
Source: RefSeq, a predicted model, not a curated record
AUGGACUUUUGGUCUCGUCUCAUCGGCGGUUCACGCUCACUGCCAAAGACCUCCCGGGCCUCCUCGCCCACCGAGCGCCUAACGACCUUUAAGCGCGCCUGUAAUUCUCUUCAGCAAAUUUGGCGCUCCACCAAUGCUCCUUCAGGCGAACAGUCCAUCGUCCACGCGCGCACAUACCUUGAACGACUCAACUCGAUCUUGAGCGAUGAAUCCCGAGGACCAGCACCACACCCCUGCGUAGCAUACGCGGCUUCUUCCCAAAUUUUUGUCACCGUAACCAAAUUGGCCCUAUCAUACUACGAUGAUGGGAUCCUUCGAGCUGCCACGGCCUUCUUCAACACCCUCAUUGACGCCGAGGUGGACGGAGUCGUAGAUAACCGGCUUUUCGCCCGUGCAUUGGUGGACCUGGUCCGUCGGGCUGACAAGUCAUCAGAUGAGACCGAAAGCAGAUUGGUAGAGCUGCUGUUUGGUAUCGCUAAUAAUAUUCGGCUGCAGCCUGUCAUCUUGCCCGCAUGGUUUGUUCCGCGGGUGACCCCAUUGGGCGAGGAUGGAUCAGAGUCGGCAACCCCAAGCGGCACCGAGUUUGCAGGUGCAACUCGCAAGGAUGAAUUCCCAUUGUUCUAUCUCCUUGUCGAUUAUGUUCACAAUGACGGCCGAGCGGGUGACUUUGCACGCACCGGCCUCCUAUAUCUUAUCGAGACGGCGUCACGCUCCAAGAUCCUUGAGAAGUGGCUUAUCGAGAGUGACUUGGCUACUUUGAUGGCUACUGGUCUUGGUGCUCUUUAUAGUCAGCUGGGCAGCCUGUUCUUUGCGUCUACGAACGAAAAUGUGCCGCGAAUCAUUGCACUUUCGGAUCAUGCCGAAGAGGAGACGGCCCUUAUACCCGACUUGGGCGAAGCUAUGGAUGCUUUCAUGUCAUACCUACUGUUCUGGCAGGAUACCAUCAACCAUUGCAAAUCUGCCGAGGUUAAUGACACUCUUCUGGAUCACUUCCAAGUACUCUUUCUUGAACAACUCCUAUAUCCUUCCUUGUUGGAAUCGUCUGAUGUUGCGGGAGGCUCCACUGCAGCAGUAUUGACCUAUCUCUAUCGAAUCUUAGACUCAAUCCAGCAAGGCGAGUUGGUACAUCGGAUCCUACUCUUCUUGCUGGCUUCCUCUCCACACCCUGAGGAGCAAAUGGAUAUGUCACCAUCACCUUCCCUGUUCAAUCUGCGUGACUUGGCGUUGCUCGGAAUUCAGUCAACAAACCGCCAGACGGUGCUGGCCACAAUACGGCUAUUGAACAUUGUUUUACAACGACACCAUAAUUUUUCGCGUGCGCUGAUCCAUACAGUGCGCGGUCAACCGACACAGCAGCGGUCCGUUGGUGCGUUCAAUGCCGAGCUUGAGCAACUUCUGGGCCUUGCUACGACUAUUAUCAAUGAGCCCACUCUGAACGAGUCUUAUGACAACUACGUGGCAGACGCGACAUUCAUACUUGAAUCCCGUCUCAGUCUUCCAGUUUCGGAAGAUGAAGGCGAUGAUGCCAUUCCCCUUCCACAACAAAUUCAGCAGGACGAUCCGAUCGUCGAGGGGCUUCUUAGCUGCGUUGACACAUUCUUCACCAACAGUGUCAUAGUGAACCUUGCCCUCACCGGUAUGCUGAUGAGCCUAGCUUCGUCUCAUCUCUUCUCGCUGGACGGAUGGGUAUUGGUUGAUCCUAACCUCUACAAUACUUCUCCUGCUCCAGAAGAACCGCCAAAUGAGCUGGACAGAAUCCGCAAUGCUUACAAGGCACCGACAUGGCCGAGCAAUGCAGCACCGACUCUAACCUCGGCGCUACAGCGGCUUGUUGACCAGGUGCGUCAGUGGCAGGACGACAUCCCCGAUUUUAAUGUCCUAGUCGCUGCGCGACGAGACGUGCUGCAUCAAACGGACGUUUCUCAAAGCCCGCCACGGUCCCGAGAUUCAUCUCAGCCACCUACACCAAAGGACCAGUCAUACCCCGGAUCUUCCGAGCCAACGUCUCCGGUCUCCCGGGGCCGAUCUCCUCAUUCCGCCAACUAUUCAGGUUUGACAAGCGAAUCAUUCCGCCCAAACAUAUCGCGUGGCUCAUCUGAAUCCCGUGCCGCAGCAGCCGAGGCUCUACGGCAGCGACUGGCCACGCCCUUCCCCCCGGUCGCACUGCCAUCCACGGAUGUAACGGACAAUGAUGAUGCCGACGCAGUUGAUAGCGAGACCGAAGUGCCCUCAGUCGUAACCCUUGGCCACGUCCUGACAAACGUGGUGAUCCUCUACGAGUUUUUAUUAGAGCUCGCAGCCGUGGUGCAAACACGAGGAAGUCUCUUUGAAGAAGCGGGAUACACUUGA